This is a messenger RNA of Gastrolobium bilobum, 1461 nucleotides long. RefSeq names its product auxin transporter-like protein 2. NCBI's taxonomy places the organism in Eukaryota, Viridiplantae, Streptophyta, Magnoliopsida, Fabales, Fabaceae. The transcript has 9 exons. The record is from RefSeq and is a predicted model, not a curated record. The coding region runs from base 1 to 1461 and encodes 486 amino acids. Gene Ontology annotation, cellular component: plasma membrane.
AUGUCCCCUCAGAAACAGGCAAAGGAAGCAAUAGUCACAAACUUGGGUGGCACAGAGCAUGAAGUUGGAAGGGAGGAAGAGGAGCAAGACCAGUCUAUGUUUAGUGUCAAGAACAUCCUCUGGCACGGUGGUUCUGUAUGGGAUGCAUGGUUCACCUGUGCUUCAAAUCAAGUAGCUCAAGUGCUGUUGACACUACCAUAUUCUUUUUCUCAACUGGGCAUGCUAUCAGGUAUCAUGCUUCAGGUGUUCUAUGGGCUCAUUGGAAGCUGGACUGCAUAUCUAAUCAGUGUCCUUUACAUCGAGUAUCGCACUAUAAAGGAAAAGGAAAAUAUCAGUUUCAAGAACCAUGUCAUUCAGUGGUUCGAAGUUCUUGAUGGGUUAUUGGGUCUAUAUUGGAAAGCAAUUGGGCUAGGCUUCAACUGUACUAUGCUCCUCUUCACAGCUGUGAUACAGCUUAUAGCAUGUGCAAGUAACAUCUACUACAUAAAUGACAAAUUGGACAAAAGGACUUGGACCUAUAUUUUUGGAGCUUGUUGUGCUACUACUGUGUUCAUACCCUCCUUUCACAAUUACCGUAUCUGUUCGUUUUUGGGUCUUGGAAUGACCACUUACACCGCAUGGUACUUGACUAUUGCAUCCAUUAUUCAUGGCCAGGUGGAAAAUGUGACACACUCGGGUCCAACAAAGCUAGUGCUAUAUUUCACUGGAGCCACUAACAUUCUGUACACAUUUGGUGGACAUGCAGUCACUGUGGAGGUUAUGCAUGCAAUGUGGAAGUCUAAGAAGUUCAAGUACAUAUAUUUAUUUGCAACUUUGUACGUUUUCACAUUAACGAUUCCUUCUGCUACUGCCGUUUACUGGGCUUUUGGUGAUGAGCUGCUUAACCAUUCCAAUGCCUUCUCUCUCCUUCCCAGAAGUUGUUUCCGUGAUGUUGCUGUAAUCCUCAUGCUCAUCCACCAGUUCACAACAUUUGGGUUUGCAUGUAUUCCAUUGUACUUUGUGUGGGAGAAGGUAAUUGGGAUGCAUGACACAAGAAACAUUUGUCUGAGGGCAUUAGCAAGGGUGCCAGUGGUGAUACCCAUAUGGUUCUUGGCUAUAAUCUUCCCCUUCUUUGGACCCAUAAACUCUGCAGUUGGAGCUCUUCUGGUUAGCUUCACUGUCUACAUCAUUCCUACCUUAGCCCAUAUGCUCACUUACAGAAAAGCCUCUGCAAGACAGAAUGCUGCAGAGAAGCUUCCUUUCUUCAUACCAAGCUGGACUGCAGUGUAUGUCCUCAAUGCAUUCGUUGUGGUAUGGGUUUUGGUGGUUGGAUUUGGGUUAGGAGGAUAUGCUAGCAUAACCAACAUCAUGAAGCAAAUUAACACAUUUGGGCUGUUUGCAAAGUGCUACCAGUGCAAGCACCCAACACCACCACACGCAGCAGCAGCGCCCCCUCGCGCCCAUUACUGCGGGCAGGAGUAA